GACGGAAGAGGAAUCCGGAACGUUAGCUCACCGGCGGCACCACCAGCACCAGCACCAGCACCACGGCCUUGACAGUCAUCAGGAGUAAGGUAAGGCACUAUAUAACACAUGCCUGCCGCUGCUUCGUCCUCAGUUGUGCAGCCUGGCCGACACAUUCACAAGCUGCCCACCUCCACCAUCACACAAACAUCACCGCCACCAUGCACGCCCUCCACCACGCCCUCGCCUCCCUUCCCUUCGUGUUCCUCUUCGUCACACUAGCGGCCCAGGUCACAGCACUUAUCAACGUGGCCGGCGUGCCCUGCGGCGUGGCCACCCAACGGACGGGCAAGAUCAAGGGCGGCUCCGUGGCUCGCCCUGGGGAGUUCCCGUGGCUGGUCUCCAUCAGGACGAGCGGCCCCUCCAGCGGACAUUAUUGUGGCGGCGCGCUGAUACAUAAAAAAUUCGUGCUGACUGCGGCCCACUGCGUCUACAGGAGCCAGCCCAAGCGCGUAUCAGUGGUGGCCGGAGAACAUGACCUGGACGCCAAGAACCCCCAGCGCCAGCUCCUGAGCGUGAAGGAGGUCAUUUUCCACGCCAACUUCUCAAAGCGCUACAUCAACGACAUCGCCCUGCUGGAGUUGGCCACAGAGGCGCAGUGGACCAAGCAGGUGCAGCCCUUGUGUCUCCCCGAUCGCGAGGCUGACGGCGUGAAGGAGCUUAUGGACCUGACGGUGGCGGGCUGGGGCAAGACCGACGAGCUGGCCAACGGCGGCGUCUCAGCUCGCGUUCUGCAGAAGGUGGUGAUCCGCGUGCUGGCCCGCAAUCAGUGUCAGCAGUGGUACAGCACCGAGGCGGGCCAGCAGGUGCAGCUCUUCGACUCCCACCUGUGUGCCGGCUACGAGAACGGCGAGAAGGAUGCGUGCCAGGGUGACAGCGGCGGCCCCCUCCUCACCACUCCCGACGCUGCAGGCCGCCGUACCUGCGUCGGGGUGGUGUCGGCGGGCAUCGGGUGUGGGCGCCCGCACCUUCCCGGCCUGUACACCCGCGUCUCCAGAUACAUUGACUGGAUCCUGGACCACAUGAAAGCCAGGGGCGUGUCCGUGGGUGUCUAGGGGACGAGGAGGAACUAGUGCAGCACGUAUGGCCUCACGAAGAGGAAGUCAACCCUGGGAAGUCAACCCCAGCACCAGACAGCAUGGAGGCCCACGGCCCACGGAAUAAUGUUUCAAGAAACACCAAGACACUGUUCAUAUCAUGGCUGGGAAUGGUAUACAAGUAGCAUUUGGAGCUUCCCACGACACAAAAAGUAAUUCUGUUUCAAAGAACACUAAGACACAAAUUAAAUAAUGCCUGGGAAACGGUACAAACAACAUUUAUAGAUUUCCACAACACAAAAGAGUGAAAACCUUCAGUCAUUAGUACCAGGCAAAUUGGAGGAUCAUGACUCUGCAGUAUUUAACGAAACGUCAAGCAACAUUCAAAUCACCAAGGAAAGGAUACAUUACGGCAUAUAGAUCUCCCCGCUGAGGAACCACAAUCUUGGGAGUGACCAUAUUGGUCGACAACAUGGAGGAUUUCGGGUCACCUGAAUGCACAGAACCAGGGAAGGCUUGAAUCACUGGAGAAGCCUCAAGCAUUGGGAACACGUGCAGUUAUGACGAACAAGAGGAAAUGAAGCUCACGAGACGGACUGGACUCUUGUAAAAAGCAGUGUUAUGCUCGUGGUCGACUGAUGAUCUCAUAUUAUUAAUCCUUUUUUCCUCUUGUAAAAAAAUGCCCCAUAAUUUGGUAUUAGUCGCGAUCGACUGGUGAUCUCAUAAGAUUAAGCUCUCUCUUUCCUUAUCUUGUAUAAAGCGCCCUACUUUGGUUUCAUUUCGUGGUGGACUGAUGAUCUCAUAAUCUUAGUAGGACACGUCAAGUGUGUAUAAACUUGUGCAGCCGGGAGUGUUCACGUGUAAAUGUUUAUAUACACAUGUAUGAUGAAGUCACAAAAAUGUGAGGGAUUUUGCAUAUAUGUGUGUGUGUGUGUGUGUGUGUGUGUGUGUGUGUGUGUGUGUGUGUGUGUGUGUGUGUGUGUGUGUGUGUGUGUGUGUGUUCUUUUAAACAAUGAAAAGAAGAAUUCGUGUUUGACUAUUCCGUCUGCUCAGGCUGAAAACGUUGACUUAUUUGUGAAAAUGUUUAUUUAUCACAAAAAAUGAAUAAAUGUACUAUUCAAAUGAUGCCA
This is a messenger RNA of Eriocheir sinensis (Chinese mitten crab), 2206 nucleotides long. RefSeq names its product trypsin-1-like. Gene Ontology annotation, molecular function: serine-type endopeptidase activity. Bases 201 to 1094 code for a protein of 297 amino acids. The transcript has 6 exons. The record is from RefSeq and is a predicted model, not a curated record. Lineage: Eukaryota; Metazoa; Arthropoda; Malacostraca; Decapoda; Varunidae. Gene Ontology annotation, biological process: proteolysis.